AUGUCUCGAUUUUCACCACUAGAUUUUCGUCUGAUGGCUAUGUCUCAGUUUCAGAUCUUAGCAUCUCUGUGUCAAACAGCGACAUGGACUAUUAGUAAUGAUCUCAAUCAAUUUCUAGCACAACAAAUGGUUACCAGUCAAGCUGUGUCACGUGAAGUAUUCGAGGCUCAAGUUGUAGCACUGAUCGAACAAAUGCAAACGACAACAGUAGCAAAUAUGCAAUACAUCGAUCAGCUGGUGUCCCAGAUUAUUGCCGGCAGUCAAAUUAUGUCAGCUUUGAAUAACAAUCGUUACCUCAUCCAGAAUCCGUUAUUGUCGAGUUUCAGCAUUAAACACGGAGCCUAUUUAGUUGGAAAUUAUGCUAUCAGCAACGUCUCCAAUCCAAGUUAUAUCUAUUGCGAUUGUACGUUCAUGACAAACUGUACUUAUCAAGCGGGUUACUACAACUAUUCCAUUCGUCCUCCACAGGGUGAGACCACUUUAUAUAAGCCCUCGCCACCACCUAUAUUUAUCGUGCCUGGUAUGCUAGUUGGAUGCAUGCCUCAUGAUUCAAUACUUCAGUCAACACUGGAAUGUUUUUAUAAUCGUUCAUGUCUCAAUCUCAUUGGUAUCUCGCAAACAACCACCCCACUCAAUGCGACUGCUCCAUCUCGCUUUCGAGUCAACACAACCGUCAAUGCUAUGUUUGAGCAGCUUUUCGUUGAAACGUGGCAAAAUUCGAGUAAUUUCACUAGUUACUACAAUGCAUGCCAUCCAAAAACAUGUUCCUACACCUAUACACAACGUGGUAAUUUUCUUUAUGCAAUGACGAUGCUGCUUAGUCUCAUCGGAGGUCUCACAACAAUACUCGGUAUUCUGGUUCCUCUUCUCGUACAAUUCUUUCGUCGUCUACUAGUUAAAUGCCGAGGUGAUAUAAUUCCUACAAUAGAAAAUGAUGCUGCAGGUAAGAGACUUUUUUAUUUUUCCUGUUUUGAUUCAUUCUCACGGAAUGAUACUGAAGAAUUGUCUGAUUUAUUCUAUUUCUAA
Adineta steineri is the source of this 1026-nucleotide messenger RNA. The record is from the annotation of a GenBank genome assembly. Lineage: Eukaryota; Metazoa; Rotifera; Eurotatoria; Adinetida; Adinetidae.